This is a messenger RNA of Hevea brasiliensis (rubber tree), 2077 nucleotides long. Its product is annotated as protein SRG1. Bases 716 to 1732 code for a protein of 338 amino acids. The transcript is spliced from 6 exons. Lineage: Eukaryota; Viridiplantae; Streptophyta; Magnoliopsida; Malpighiales; Euphorbiaceae. The record is from RefSeq and is a predicted model, not a curated record.
AUUGUGGCCAGAAAAGAGCAUAGGAAGUAGGCUAAUGGUUCUUGUUGUGCUAUGCUAUUGAAGGAAAUGCUGAUUGAAAUUUGGAUUAAAAGUCUACACAUGCAUGCAAUCAUCUCAUCAUUCAUUGGCAUGAUGAAAAUUCUAAACUCCUUGAAAAGCAACUGCAGAGACAAAUCCUUGGGGAGAGAGGAGCGCCCAUUUAAGGUGAUAUUGACCUUAUAAAAUAGAUAUCUAAAAGAACUUUAAAUACCCUACCUUUGCUGGUAGUUGAGGCUUGAAAGGUCUUGUAGUUUGACACUUCAAUUUCAUUUUAUCCCUUCAUCGAGCUAAUGUAGUUUUCAAUUAUUUUUCUUUUUGCUCUUUUUAUUGGUUCUCUUUGUAUUGGUUUUCAAGGAAAAGAUAGUAGGAUACUAGUCAAUGAAGAUGUUUCCUUUGAACUCUCCUGAAUGAUCUUUUGAGCUAGGGAAUUGGCAUAAUAUUUUGAACUUAUAUAUUAUAUUAAUUAUGCAGAAGAAAAUAUUACCUCUAAUAAUCUGCAACAGCUAGAACAUUAGUGGAUGCAAAGUCACGUCAUAUGGUGAAAUUAGAGAGAAGUUUGUAAAUUGAACAUGUGAAAUUCUUUUAUUUAGCAGAUUUCAAUGACUAUAGCAACCCAAUUGUUAAUUGGUACUUUGACUUGUGGAGAAUACACUUCGAGAAGAAAAAUGUCAAUGUGAUGACAGUUUUGACAGAAUGCAAUAUGGAUACUAUUCCUCCGAGGUACAUACGCCAGGACCGAGAUCAACCCAUUAUCCAAAAUGGAGUUUCAGCACAUGAGGUUCCAGUUAUUGAUAUGCAGAGGCUACUUUCUCAAGAAUCUAUGGAUUCUGAGUUGGCGAAGCUUCAUUAUGCCUGCAAAGACUGGGGUUUCUUUCAGUUGGUGAACCAUGGAGUGAAGUCUUCACUUUUGGAGAAGAUAAAGAAGGAGGUCCAGGACUUGUUCGACCUCCCAAUGGAAGAGAAGAAAAAGUUAUGGCAAUAUCCAGGAGAGGUCGAGGGUUUUGGGCAAGCCUUUGUUGUAUCUGAGGAUCAAAAGCUGGACUGGGGUGACCUCUUCUUCUUGGUCACCCAACCUGUUGAAGCAAGGAAACCCCAUUUAUUUCCAAACCUCCCUCUUCCUUUGAGAGACACCUUAGACGCCUAUUCAUCAGAUGUGAAAAAUUUAGCCAUGGCUAUCCUAGCACAGAUGGCUAAAGCACUAGAAAUAGAGGCAGAGGAAAUGACAGAGAUUUUUGAAGAUGGAUUUCAGUCAAUGAGGAUGAAUUACUACCCUCCAUGUCCUCAACCCGACAAAGUCAUUGGUCUUACUUCACAUUCAGAUGCCUCAGGUCUCACUAUCCUCCUGCAGGUCAAUGAAGUUGAAGGUCUUCAGAUAAAGAAAGAUGGCCAGUGGGUUUCCAUUGAGCCUCUCCCAAAUGCCUUUGUCAUCAACAUUGGAGACAUUUUGGAGAUUAUAAGCAAUGGGAUAUACCGCAGCAUUGAGCACAGGGCAACGGUGAACUUGGAAAAGGAAAGAAUCUCGAUUGCAACAUUUUAUGCUCCAAGAUACAGUGCUGAAAUGGGGCCAGCUCCUAGCUUAAUCACUAAACAAACUCCAGGAUUGUUUAAGAGAAUAGGAGUUGAAGAGUAUUUCAGAAGUUUGUUUUCUCGUGAGCUCCAUGGUAAGUCUCACCUUGAUACCCUGAGAGUUUGACAUGGAAUAGCAGAAGAGGCGGGCAAAGGAAUAAUGGUCCUCCAUUGAUGGUAGCAGGGCCGUAUCAUGCAUCUUCUUUCUGAACUUGUCAAAAAAUUAUACAUGGAAAAAAUAAAGCUCGAGUGUUUUGAUGGUAUUGGUCCUCUUAACACAGUGAGUUUGGCAGAAAAUUAAAAACUCACUAUGAGGAACUUUCUUCCUAUAUUUGCUUUAACCUUAGCCUUGAAGAAGCUGUGUGUAAAAUAAGGCAAAAUGCUAGCCCACAAGAAAUUUGUGUAAUUUGAAGUGUUGGGUUCACGACAUUUGCUUUGCUCAUAUUAAUAUAAUAUAAGAUUUCUUCAAUAA